Molecule: messenger RNA, 879 nt
Organism: Prunus armeniaca (apricot)
Lineage: Eukaryota; Viridiplantae; Streptophyta; Magnoliopsida; Rosales; Rosaceae
Source: the annotation of a GenBank genome assembly
AUGAUUAUUUCUACCAAUUCAAUUAUAGAACGCUACUUUAAGAGAAGGUUCGCAUCAACUACUUCUAGUUCGGAUAAUGUGGGUAGUUCGAGUUCAAGAGAUGUGGGUAUUUCAAGAGAUGUGGAUAGUUCAAAAGAAAGUGAGUUGCAAGAUAUCUUAGCUAAUCUUAUUGCAGACCCUGGACUUCAACCUCAAAUGUUGGAUUAUGAUCCUAACAUUCAAGACGAAAGUGACACUUCAAGCAACAAGGGGAAUUAUUUGGAGCUCUUACAAUUUCUUAUUGAUCAUGAUGAGAAAGUGAAAGCCGUUGUAUUAGAAAAUGCUCCCGGGAAUCUCAAGUUAAUAGCUCCAACAAUUCAAAAAGAUCUUGUGAAUGCUUGUGCCACUGAAACUAUUAAGAAAACCAUUAAGGAUAUGGAUGGUGCAUUCCUCUCUUUAUUAGUUGAUGAAUCACGUGAUGUGUCAGUAAAAGAACAAAUGGCAGUGGUGUUUCGUUAUGUGGACAAAAAUGGGGAUGUAAUUGAGAGGUUUGUGGGCAUUCAACAUGUUAGCGACACUACAUCAAACUCACUCAAGGAGGCUAUUGACACAUUGUUUUCAAGAGAGGAAUUGAGCAUUUCCAUGCUAAGAGGACAAGGAUAUGAUAGAGCUAGUAAUAUGAAGGCUCUUGUGGCCGUGGCAAAGGGAAAUGCUGAUAUUUUCACAUCUUGCAAUAGCUUGGUUAAUAUUGUUGGAGCAUUGUGUAAGUGUCAUGACAUGCUUAGAGAUCAACUCCAAAAGGAUAUUACGGAUGCUCUUGAAAAAGAUACUUUUCCAACAGGGCGAGGUUUAAAUCAAGAAACUUGUCUCAAGCGUCCCGGUGAUACACGUUGGAACUGA